Anas platyrhynchos (mallard) is the source of this 5287-nucleotide messenger RNA. Lineage: Eukaryota; Metazoa; Chordata; Aves; Anseriformes; Anatidae. The record is from RefSeq and is a predicted model, not a curated record.
CCCCACCUGCCCUGGGUGGUUCUCUAAAUCCUGCCCUACAAAGCAGUUUGGCAAGGUCUGGCAAGCUCUUUGUUCCCCUCAAGUCCUAAAUCACGGCCGCAAUCUUCUAGUUUUCGUAAAGACUCACGUAAUGAAACUUUGUCGUGAAUAUUUUGGAAAAACUGACCCGCCCCUGGUGAGCUAAGGAAGCCCUGCCUGCGACCAGCUCCAUCGGAGUGGCUGCGUUGUGAAAUUGGCUCCAGCAUUCCCCACGAGCCCCGUUCCAGCUGUCGCAUCGUUUAUAGACCAAACAAGUACGGGCAAGCUCCGCGUGGUGGCUGUAUGGCACACGUGGUGACAGCUGGCUUGGGUUUAACCUCCGAGCCUUUGAAGAAGCGUCCCAGUUCUGUUUCUGUCCCAGCUCCCUUCCAGAGGAGGGGAAUGUCCAGAAAUACAACCCGUGGCGUGCUUCUCAUCCCUCCACGCAGAAAACAAGCUUGGAUUUCUCCCAGCAGACCUGUCACAGGGGUGACAAAGUCGAACAGAAGCCUGCUGGGGCAAAUGCUGGCACUCCUGAGUACCGGCACAGCGGCUGGGUAUGGGUGGAAUAAUUGACACUCGCUAUUGUCUGCCUACUAAUUAAAAACUUCUGCUCCUAGGCUGGGUUACACGUUCCUUUUAUUUUGGAACUGAGUGAGAGGGAUCUGUAAAAACGCUGCUCCCUUCAAGAGGGGAGUUUCGUGCUGUCCCCCACAGCCCUUGGCAGGGACGGUGCUGCUAACGCAGUGCCUCUGCUCUCACUUUUCCGUGCUGGGGACCAGCACAGGGAGGGGUUCCCAGGCCAGUGCAAGAGGGUGGGCAAUGCAGGCUGGCUGCAAGCUCCGCCUAACUGCAGCCUGAGAGGUGGGAGCCCCCUGACAGCCUUCGGGAGCUUUUCUUUGCUCCUAGGCGAGAGACCCGCACGUGAGCAGAGGGGCAUUCGAUUCCGAAGCAAACGCCCUGUGUCCAGGAGUAUGCAGGGACCUGUGCGGUAGCUGUUCUCCUUUGGACCUUGAAAGAAUUUGGAGCAUCUGGUACCAGACAUUGCCCUUGCAAAAUGAACCAGCUUCCUCCGAAGAGUCCUUUGGUAUCCCCGUUGUCAGAGAGCGUCACUUCCAGGGUAGAUUCUUUGGACAACUUGUCAAUGGACAGUUUUUGGCUGGAAGUAGAGAACAUUAAACAGAGCACUGAAGCCGAGCAAGAGGAAUGCAGCCUUGCAGAUGUCAAAGCACAAGAGGAGGGAGAAGCUGAAGCUGAGUGGCUCCAGGACGCGGGCCUGUCAGACCUCAUCAAGGACCAUGCCUCUGAAAAUGACAACGUGGUGCUGCUCUCCACCCUGACGAAGACCCAGGCCGCUGCUGUGCAGCGAAGGUUAGAUACCUACUCCCGGUCUCGGAGGAGGAAGAACAAGCAUCCUGUGCGUGAUGUUCGAGACAUUUUUGGAGUGGUCGGCUCUGGGGAGACAGUAACCGAGAAAGAGGAGUCCAGCCCAGAUCAGUUGUGGCACAAUCUACGGACUUCAAAUGUUCAGAAACCAGAAACCCAGGAUUACUCCUGCACAGUUCGAAACUCUGGAAAAGAGGAGGUGUUCAACAUGGACAUUGCCUACUCAGAGCAAGCAGCUGUCCUACUCAAAGGAUCAUUCCUGUCUGAAUCCAGGAGAAUAAUGGAUGGAAACACUCUAACUAAAUUUAAAAUCUACAAGGGCAGACUGGGAGUGACCAGGGUUGGAGAUCUAUCUGCUCAGGACAUGAAGAAGAUCCCCACACUGGCCUUUAUUGAACUAACAGCUCUUUGUGAUGUUCUAGGCUUUGAGCUGAAGAGAAACAAGGCAGCAAAAUUGAAAACAACAGAGAAAAAACUCUUUGGAGUUCCACUCAACACUCUGCUGGAAAAUGACCAAAAACUGCUUCCCAACACUAAGGUCCCUCUGUUACUCCAGGCACUGCUAUCUUGUUUGGAAAAGAGAGGACUUGAAACAGAGGGCAUUUUGAGAGUUUCUGGGUCCCAGACUAGAAUCAAGAGUCUGGAACAGAAAUUAGAAAGGGACUUCUAUACUGGCCUGUUCCGCUGGGAUGAAGUUCACCAGAACGAUGUAUCUGGGCUACUGAAAAGAUUCAUAAGAGAGCUGCCUGCCCCUCUGCUGACAGCAGAAUAUCUUCCUGCUUUUGCUGCUGUACAAAAUAUUCCAGACCUGAAGCAAAGACUGCAAGCUCUGAACCUCCUGAUCUUGAUCCUGCCUGAGCCUAACAGAAACACGCUAAAGGCUCUACUUGAAUUUCUCAGCAAAGUGGUUGCCAGGGAGAACAACAACAAAAUGAAUCUCUGGAACGUUUCCACAGUCAUGGCCCCAAACCUGUUCAUGCACAAAGGCCUGCCAAACAAGAUCCCCGAAGGGAAGGAGAAACAGCUAGCAGAGGGGGCAGCUGACGUUGUGCGGAUGAUGAUCCACUAUCAGGAUUUGCUUUGGACAGUCUCCUCUUUUCUGGUAGCUCAAGUGAGGAAACUCAAUGAGAGCAAUAGUAAAAGGUACCAGUUCUGUGACAAACGGAUAAAAAAUUUGUUGCGGAAGAUUCAUGCUGAUAAAGACAAGGUGGAAAAGAACCAGGCAGAGCCUUCCAAGGUUGUGAAAGUCCAUGCUUCACUUCUCCUGAAGGAUACACUAGAGGUGCAUCUGAACAAUGCAACCAGAGUUGCUGAUGUCUUGAGGCAGUUUCAGAAGAACUUGUGCCAGAAUGGCUGGAAUAUUGUUAACACAGUCAACCUCCUCAAGUGUAACAACUCAACGGAGUGCACAAACUUGCUCCUGUAUGAAGUGGGAGGCAAUAUUGGUGAACGUUGCCUGGACCCAGACACUUACCUCUUAGACUUGUAUCAUAUCAAUCCACAUGCUGAGUGGAUAAUUAAGCAAAACCCAUCGUAUCCUCGGAUGUUCUAAGAGAGCAUGAACAAAAAGUUUGGUUGAAGCUUUUGGAAGGCAAGAGGAAGCCAUGAAGAUGUUCCCUAUAUAGUUACAAACUGGACAAUGUUUGUGUCUUUGAAGGAGAAAAAAUUUAUUUACUACUUCCAUGACAGCUGGCUGUGAGUACAAUAGCCCACAUGUAAACAGGGGAGUUGAUAAACAGCACCAAUUAUCCUUACGUAGCCGAAUUUGCAGGGAUUAUUCUUAAAAAGAAUAAAAGACCCUAAAACACCCUGCAAACAAAGCUACAGCAAUUAUACAACAAAGAUGGAAUGUAAGACAAGAAACAUCUCUUGAAGUUGGUAGAACACGUUUGUUUCUUCUGGAUUUGCUGUUCUUUGAUCACAUCCACGUUUUGGAGGAGAGACAGUUACAUGCUACAGCGGUACUAAUCCUCUUGGUAAGAUCCGCCAUUCACUGUUGCACAUUACCAGAAGAAGCUGUGAUCCUGGGUUUCAGUAAUAAGAUGCUGUUACUUCCUCUGAAGAAUGAAAAGGGAUGCUUCCAAAAAGGCCAGAUGGGAUGCGAAGCUGACAUCUUGCAUUUAAUGGCUACAAUUAAAAACAUAUAUUCAACACAAGAAAAAAAUGCAGGCGUUUAUUUUGCUGGAAAACCUAUGUAUCAACAGUUAACCAAGGAAAUACUCUGAAGUGAAUUUGAGGUUAGUAAUCUGACCUGGAAGGCUCUGUGUGAAUAUGACUGUUAAAAACAAAACAAGAACCCUAAGAUGUGCAGUGGCUCAAAUAAGAGGUCUGUGCCUAUAUCUGUCUGGUCCCUACAGUGGGUACUAAAUUGAGCUCUUUACCACUCCGACCACACGUUUUCAUCCUGCAGAGCAUGGUGGCUGUGGUCUGAAGAGUCCAGGGGAGAGUGGAGCACUUGCACCGUGCAUUAUUACAUAACCAACAUCUGACCUCAGUUCAAAUGAGACUUUGCUUGUGGAAGAGGAGUGCAGAAAUAUUUUCUUUUGCAGUGAUGCUGAAAUACCUCACAUGAGGGAACCUACUAUGCAGUUACAAGUGGUGGAACAUGCACCUUCUGAAAACCCUGACAUUUUUUAUACUGUUUUUAAACACUGUUGGAUAUUUAUUCAUGUGGCAGAAGCAGGGCUGCCCUGCAAGUGUAUACUCAAAGUAUUUCAUUUGCCAAGUCCUAGCUGCACUAGUGACAAGCUCUCCAGUAUUAUUUCUGAUGUUUAACUGAAUUCAUUUCCACUGCAGUCUGAACUUUCCCUCCCCUGUUGUGCCCCCUCCACCCUCAUUUUGUUUGGCUAUCCCUAUUCAUUUUCUGAAAGUCCUGAUUUGUAUUGUAAGAGCACUUCAUUCUGUAGUUUGUCUGCGUGGUUAAAUUCUCUUGGUGAAAUAAGAUCCUUGAGAAACAGGUGAGCCAUAGGAUGUGUUCUUUCUAACCUGCUGUGAAUAUGGUAUGAGUGAUGCUGAAGUUGUGAAAUUAUGCAUAUUUUAGUCUACUUUUUUUUGGUUGAGAUGUUGCAGAUGCACUGAUUCAAGGGGUUAUCUUCAUAGUUAUCUUUUUAAGAACCUGUAAUGGUGUGUGUGGGGGAAAAAAAAUCAACCCAGAACCCCAGAAUCAAGACCUCUUGAGAUUACUUUUUUAAUAGGGCUUUAAAUUGUGCCUACCAGGGCCUAAUUGUUGCCCUUUAGGAUGGGUGCUCUGCGUCUCUUAAAAGAUAAAGCUGCUUUAAAAUUGGGCAUUAAAAAUCAAAGGUACCUAUUCACUCAUCACUUCUGGAAAUCUUUGUUGCAGUGUUGGAGCUUAGCAAAGGGCAAACGCCAGAGAUGUCAUUCUCUGAGAAAUACCUAACUCACCAAGGUGUUUGUAGGAAAGACUGAAGAAUCUGUUCUAGUUCAAAGGUGCUUUGUAAGCAAAAUUACAUCUCUACCAAUCACAAAACACUGCAUUUUCCUCCACCAGUUGUGUGCUAGGGUUUUUUUAAUGUAUUAGGUGAAGAAUGCUACAUUGCUGUUUCUGUGAACGAGAAUUUUUUGUCUUUUUUCUGAACGCCAAACAAUGUGAAUCAGAGCUGUGAAAAACAGGCUUGGAGAAUCUCACAAUACAAAUACCAGUUCUCAAAUAUGACAGAUAAUGUAAGAAAAAAAAUCUCUUUCCAGAUGAUGGCUGUACUUUUUUUUCCCAAACUUUGUACCAAAGAACAAGUAUGAAUUUUGAACAGUCACUGAUGUGCAACCUGCUUCUGGAUGUUGGCUUUUAAUAACUUUUUUUUACAAAUUUUUAAUUCUGUAUUUAAAAUUCAUUUAAUCAAUGAGACAAUAAAAAUAUGGUCACACU